AUGGCAGAAAAGGCUUGUAUAAAACGUCUUCAAAAGGAAUAUAGAGCACUUUGCAAGGAACCAGUCUCCCAUGUUGUUGCUCGUCCUUCCCCGAAUGACAUUCUCGAGUGGCAUUAUGUGCUGGAAGGUAGUGAUGGAACACCUUUCGCAGGUGGAUAUUACUAUGGAAAGAUCAAGUUCCCUCCAGAGUAUCCUUACAAGCCACCUGGAAUUACAAUGACUACACCAAAUGGUCGAUUCAUGACACAAAAGAAACUCUGUCUGUCUAUGAGUGAUUUUCAUCCAGAAACCUGGAAUCCGAUGUGGUCUGUGUCAAGCAUACUUACAGGACUUCUCUCAUUUAUGAUGGAUAACAGCCCGACAACCGGAAGUGUGAACACUACUGUAGCUGAGAAACAACGGUUGGCUAAGUCAUCUCUCGCUUUCAAUUGUAAAACCCCAGCGUUCCGGAAGCUAUUCCCAGAGUAUGUGGAGAAGUACAACCAGCAGCAACUAGCUGAGCAAGCUGGCACGCAACAGACGACACCAGAGUCUCCUCAAAAGAACAAUACCGAAGCCGAGUCAGAGAAUACCGUCGACCCAGCAAAGGAAAACUCAGAGGAUGGCUUGAAGGAGAGGAGGAAGAACAAGAAACAGGGAUUGCCGGCAUGGAUUAUACUGUUGCUAGUGUCGGUUUUCGGGGUUGUAAUGGCGUUGCCGUUGCUUCAACUGUGA
Arabis nemorensis is the source of this 714-nucleotide messenger RNA. NCBI's taxonomy places the organism in Eukaryota, Viridiplantae, Streptophyta, Magnoliopsida, Brassicales, Brassicaceae. The record is from the annotation of a GenBank genome assembly.